GGCACCCCGGGUUCCGAGCGCGGUUUCCAGCGAGUGGCCGGACGUCGGCGCGGCCCGCGGCCGGUUUGCUGCCACGCCUGGGUCGCGGCGGGCGCGGAGCCGCAGCCAUGCUGUUCUGGCACACGCAGCCCGAGCACUACAACCAGCACAGCUCCGGCAGCUACCUGCGGGACUUGACUAGUGCUCUUCAAAGGGAAAACGAUGUGCUCGCCCUGCCUAUCUUCAAGCAAGAGGAGCCGCAGCUGUCCCCCGAGAGUGAGGCCCGCCUGCCGCCCCUGCAGUACGUGCUGUGUGCUGCCACGUCCCCGGCCGUGAAGCUGCACGAAGAGACCCUGACCUAUCUCAACCAAGGUCAGUCUUAUGAAAUCAGGCUGCUGGAGAAUCGGAAGCUGGGAGACUUUCAAGAUCUGAACACGAAAUAUGUCAAGAGCAUUAUCCGAGUGGUUUUCCACGACCGCCGGCUGCAGUACACGGAGCACCAGCAGCUGGAAGGAUGGCGGUGGAGCAGGCCCGGGGACCGGAUCCUGGACAUCGAUAUUCCACUGUCUGUUGGUAUCUUGGACCCCAGGGCCAGCCCGACCCAGCUGAACGCUGUCGAGUUUCUGUGGGAGCCUUCGAAGAGAGCCUCUGCAUUCAUUCAGGUGCACUGUAUCAGCACAGAAUUCACCCCGAGGAAGCACGGGGGCGAGAAGGGGGUGCCUUUCCGAGUGCAGAUUGACACAUUUAAGCAGAACGACAACGGGGAAUACACAGAGCACUUGCACUCGGCCAGCUGCCAGAUCAAGGUGUUCAAGCCAAAGGGAGCUGACCGGAAACAGAAGACUGACCGGGAAAAGAUGGAGAAAAGAACUGCCCAAGAGAAGGAGAAGUACCAGCCGUCCUACGAGACCACCAUUCUCACAGAGUGCUCCCCGUGGCCCGACAUGGCCUAUCAGGUGAACAGCGCCCCGUCUCCCAGCUACAAUGGCUCUCCAAACAGCUUUGGCCUCGGCGAAGGGAACAGCUCUCCGACCCACCCAGUGGAGACCCUGCCCUUGGGCAAUGAUCACCUGCUUCCAUCGGCCUCGAUCCAGGACGCCCAGCAGUGGCUGCACCGAAACAGAUUCUCACAGUUUUGCCGGCUCUUUGCCAGCUUCUCGGGUGCUGACUUGCUUAAGAUGUCUCGAGACGAUUUGGUCCAGAUCUGUGGCCCUGCCGAUGGGAUCCGGCUCUUUAAUGCCAUCAAAGGCCGGAAUGUGAGGCCGAAGAUGACCAUUUACGUCUGUCAGGAGCUGGAGCAGAACCGAGCGCCCCUGCAGCAGAAGCGGGAUGGCGGUGGGGACAGCAGUCUGUGUGUGUACCACGCCAUCUUCCUGGAGGAGCUGACCACCUUGGAGCUGGUUGAGAAGAUUGCCAACCUGUACAGCAUCUCCCCCCAGCACAUCCACCGAGUCUAUCGGCAGGGCCCCACCGGCAUCCACGUGGUGGUCAGCAACGAGAUGGUGCAGAAUUUCCAGGAUGAGUCUUGUUUUAUCCUCAGUACCUUGAAAGCUGAGAGCAAUGAUGGCUACCACGUCAUCCUGAAAUGUGGCCUCUGAGCGAAAGUCCAGCGUGUGAAGUACGGCCCCCACCCCACAGCCCCAUGGAUUCCCUCGGAUGUAGAAACCGCACCACUCUAUGCCGCGGCCCCCCCUGGCGGGCUGUGGCUGGGAGGGACUUGGCCCAGUCCAGGAAGACCACGGCCCACGAGCCAGCAGAACCCUGCGGAUGCAGUCUCUGGUGUACGGAAAGCCAGCGGCUCCUCUCUCCCUUCCUCUUGGCCUCCAGCUUUUGAAUGUUCCUCGUUCUUUUCCCAGCCCUGCUAUCUUAAAGAGGCAAAUGGCAGGGCCAUCUUCUCUGAAACCCCUUGCUCCCUAGUUGGAGGCCAGUUCACUGAGUGUCUCGGUGCCUUCUGACCAUUCCCCUGCCUCCCGGGAAGGCUGUGCCUCCCCCCGACCUUCACCUUUUCUGGGAACCGGCUCCAUGACCAGGACUGCUGACUGGAUGUAGGUGGCUUGCCAGUGUUCUGUCUUCGUGUUGGUUCCCCUUCUCAGCGACCCUGGUGGGCAUCUGUCUUUCUGCUUCUUGGAUGGCUCGGUGGGAAGGGGACUUAUUCUGUGCCUUCUGCUGCUUUCACCUUGACUCCGUUUCUAAGGACCUGCUUUUGCAGUGCCCAGCGAUGGGCUCCUGUCUCUGCAUUGGUGAUGUAGACACCACGAUGCUUGUGUAGGACUGGCCACAUAGACCUAGGUCUGUGCCCUUGGAAGGAAGAAGGAGAGGAUAGAACAACUAUUUUUCAGGUACGUUCUCACGAGUAUGAAAGGGAUGAGAACAGAAUGAUAUUUUGCUUGAGCCCCUUUUAUGUAAUUUUAUGCCCUAAGCAAUCAUGGGUAAGGAAGAUUAGGAAAUGAGUAUUCGGCUGUAUGAUCAGAUGACCCUGAUGGUCAUGAUAGGCCCUGUUGGAUGGACUUAACCAGGUCCCAUUUAAAGAAGACCUUGGCUGACGACUGCCAAACUUGCCAAGUUUCCUAGGGUUCAUCUUUUCUGUGCGGCCCCAACUUAAAUGUUUAUCUUUUUUCAUGCACGGAGGGAGUGUUUAGGGCAUUUUGCCUGCAUUGGAGUGGUUGGAUCACCUUUCUUCGUGGCUUAAUUCUGGGGAACUCUGAUUAUCAGUAACCAGUAAACUCAGCAAUUAGGCUUUGUCUUGCGUCUGUUUCCCGGCACGCAGUGAUCUAUACUCUUCGCUAACUUAGGUUUAACUUUGAGAGCAUUGAGAAGCCCUAUGAUCAAUGGAGCAGAAUUUUACAACUUCUAAAGCAGAGCUUUAGGGGAUUAUAGCGCUGGGGUCAAAGAUGAUCCGAACUGGGUAGACCUUGCUUUCCAGUUAGGGAAAAUGAAACCUAGAGGGGCAGAGCCAUCUGCCUGAUAUCACACAGUGAUAGGGCGAUGAUAGAAACUCAUUAUAUAGAUCAAGACACUUCUCAGGGUGAAAGGGGCUCUCUAAGUAAGAGUUAUGUUGGAACCACAGGUGGUAUGGUGUUCCUACAGAGUAAAACAGGCUCCUGAUUCCUUUCCUGUUUUGGGGGAGGGGGCAGGAGCAGGUAACAGCUUUAUUGAGAUAUAAUUCACAUACAAUACAGUGUACCCAUUCAGAGCAUACCGCUCUAUGGUUCUUAGUAAAUUCACAGAAUCAGCACAUUCAAUUUUAGGACAUUUUUCUCACCCCCCAAAGAAACCCUGUUUCUUUUAGUGAUCACCCUCCCACUUUCCCCCCAGCUCCCCUUGUCCUAGGCAACCACAAGUCUCCUUUCCAUGUAGAUUUACUUAUUCUGGACAUUUCAUGGAUAUGGAAUUACAGCGAGUGGCCUUUUGUUACUGGCUUUUUUCUUUUUUUUUUUCUCUCGCGUAAUGUUUUCUAGGGCAUCUGUGUUGAACAUGUAUUCAUACUUCAGUCCUUUCUAUAGUUGAGUAGUAUUUCAUUCUCUGGAUAGAUGUGUCACAGUUUGUUUAUCCACUCAUUAGCCGAUUGAUACGUGAGUUUCUACUUUUCGGCUGUUUCGAAUGAUGCUGCUAUGAACAUAUUUGUACAGGUUUUUGCAUACAUAACGUUUUCAUUUCGUUUGGGUAUAUACCUAGGAUGUAUACCCUACAUACAUCUUUCGCCAGGGUGUAUACCCUGGCGUUGCGGGGUCCUACGGAACUCUAUGUUUAACUUUUUGAGAAACUUCCAGAUUGUUUUCCAAAGCAGUGGCACCAUUUUAGCCUCCCACCAGCAGUGUAGGAGGGCUCGUUUUUCAACAUCCUCACCAACACUUGCUGCUUUUUGAUUAGAACAUUCUCUAAUGGGUGUCCAAUGGUAUCUCACCGUGGUUUUGAUUUGCAUUUCCCCAGUGACUACUGAUGUUGACCAUCUUUUCAUGUGCUUAUUGGCCAUUUCUAUGUCUUCUUUGGAGAAAUACCUGUUUAGAUCCUUUGCCCAUUUGUAUUUGGGUCAUUGGUCUUUUUUUAUUGCUGAGUUGCAUCAGUUCUUUGUAUAUUCUAGAUACAGGUCCUUUGUCAGCUCUGUGAUCUGUAAAACUUUUCUCCCAUUCUGUGGAUUGUCUUCACCUUCUUAUGAUGUCCUUCACAGCACAAAAGUUUUUAAUUUCGAUGAUGUGCAAGAUCCCCUACUUUCCUUGUUUGUGCUUUUUGUGCCCUAUCUGAAAAACCAUGGUGUAAUCCAAGUUCAAGAAAAUUUGUGGCUAUGUUUCUUUUUAAGAAUUUUCUUAGUUUGAGCUCAGUAGUGGCCUUUGAUUCAUUUGAAGUUAAUUUCUGUACAUGGUGUGAGUAGAGGUCCAGCAACACUCUUUUGACUGUGGGCACCCAGUUGUUCCAGCACGAGUGGUUGACCUCCUCUCCCGUCCCCAGCCCAUGUCUGGCUCCACCAUUUUUAUAACGGGCUUUCUGUUCUCCUCUGAGUGUCUCCCCCUUACUCCCCCUUAACCUCAACAGGACGGGGUCAUAUUGUGCUCUGAUACUCGGUGGCCUUUCUUGGUGCAUGUUCUAACUCCACACAUUAGUCCUAGGGGAAAGUCAGGACCAGUCAUUUCCUUUUUUGAGGACAGUGAGCCACAAGGAAGUGGAAUAAUUUGCCCAAGGUCACAAGAGUCAGGACUAGACCUUUGGUCUUCUGACUUCCAGCCUUUCAAGGGGUCUGUCAGUCACUAGACCUAAGUGAUGCCACUCCCUAGGCCAAGCAAUGACAGCCUCGAUUUUAAUUAUUUAAUUGUGGCAGACUCCUUUUUAUUUAAUUCCAAAUGGGGGUCUGAUAAAGAUCUGUUACCUUAAGUUUGCUGUUAGUGGAAUCUUCCAUUUUCUGGAACCCCCCACUGCUGUCUGUGUUUGUUUGUUUUUAACCUUCUCCUUUUUUUAAAGAUUUUAUUUUUAAUCUCUACACCCAACGUGGGGCUCGAACUCAUGACCCCGAGACCAAGGCCCCACCGCCUGAGCCAUCCAGACGCCCCUUUCACCUUCUCCCUGUGGUUCUAGUGGAGUCUUGUAGCUUGCAAAGAAGUAGGAAAUAAAUACGCUUCUUAAUUUGGCACUAAAAUGUUUCAGCUGCUUGGUUUCGACAGCUUGUCCUCCUUCCUCGGAACUCAGAUGAGCUAGCUGUCCAUUUUAUUUUUUUCAUUUCAAAGCAGAGAAGCCAUAGCUUCCCACUCCUGUCCACUCUCUUUCCCAAGGGCUCUGAGGCCAGGACCUGGGCCUGGGGGGUGGGGCAGCCCCUCCCGGAACUGUACCCACUGGCCCCCCCACCCAUGAUUCUAGGCUGUGGCUUCUCCACGGCAGCAGCAGUUUUUAAAGGUGCCCCCCCGAAGAGAGAGAGGAUCUCCUCAAGUGCUCAGUCCACCAUCUUGAGCCAGGAGCUUCGAGUUGAGGUCCUUAUUCUCAGGCCAUCACAUUUCUUUUUCCAUUUGCAGGCUUGUGAUAAACCUUUUCCUGUUUACCAGGUUGCACCUUUACCUUGAUGACACAGAGGGAGAACAAUAGGAUUCUCAGGGGAAAAGGGAUGGAUGGAAAGAGCAGGGUAGGGAAGGGAGCUUGAAGCCUGGGGCUUCCGGUCCUAAGCAAAGGCCAGACAGCGUCCCUACAGACCUCCUGCCCGGGCAGCUUGUGGCCCCUUGGGAAGAGCUGUGAACCUAGAGGGGGGUUCACUGGGAGCACACUGGGGCUGGCCGAGCAGUGUGUCACAAGUUUCCAAGUCCAGCGUGGCUCCGGGGCCUGGCCUGAGUGACCUAAGCUCUGAAAAUCAUUAACGAGUUGAUGAGGAAAAUGGAAAACCUGUGCUGUUGUUGGUGGAGCAGAGGGAGUGAGCCCGGAGGCGCUAGGAAGGUGGAAGAGCAGAGCAUGAGGGGUGAGGGUGGCGGCAUGACAGUGCCCGAGGUGCAGGAGGAAGUGGAAGGCGCAGGGGGGUGGGAGCCGGGCCCCCAGACCCUCGCUUGGCCUGAGUGUCUGCCUGUCUGGAGUCGUGGGCGGCUCUGUCGUGAGGUGAAUGUGAAGGGCGGCGGGGCUUUCCCUUUGUCCCCUACGUGAAGUCCUCGGCGGGCCAGUAAUGGGUCGGGGCACGCAUCCUGGUCGCACAGGGCACCACCAGUGCUCCUGCUCAGGCCGCUGUGUGCGCGUCUUUAAGAAGGGUUCCCCGGCAGCCUGAGCCCAGACUCUGUGCUGGCCAGCUCCACGUCUACACUACUGAUGCGCGCGUGCACUUGCGCGCAUGUGCACACGCGGGUCCCUUUCCUCGCCCCUGUAUCUGGCCUGAGUGCAGCUCUGGAUAUUCUCAGCUCAGCUGGAUGUGGGGGUUGAUGCUCUUGCUUUUAGAUCCUGUGUGGCACCCUGGUUCGGAUUCUGAUGGAAUGGGUCAGGGGUAAAGUUGCCCUACUUGGGGGGAAUGCACACCCUAAGUCCACCUCUUCCAGGGAGGGGAGCAGUGCCGGCAGCUGACCUCUGACAAGAACCCCCGAAACAGGGCUCAUGGAGUCGGUCUGCCACACAGCUGCCUCACGGUCACAUGCUCUGUGUGAUACCAUCAGUCAGGCCGGCUGGGAGGAGAGGGUUGGACUCCCUUUACCCCCUGGGGGCAGGGCAGAGGGUCUGCGAGCAGCAAGGUGCUGGUCAGGCCCCCCACCCAGGGCACCCUGCGAGCUCCUUGAAGCCUCCUCUGAACUCUCCAGACCUCUCUGUGAAGCCUUCUCUCGUACCAUCCUUCCCCCUCCUCCCGUGGGGGACAGCCAGUAGCUCUGAGUGGUGGCACCCCGGCCAGUGGCCCAGCGCUAGACCUGCCAUGCCCCUCCUGCUUUAGUGGCCGUCUAGGGGCAACGUCCCCGAGCAGUGGCUCUUGGAGAGGUGGGUUUGCUGCUCUGUGCACGGCAGCUGACUCAUCUAGCCCUUUAUGGAAAAACUUUGCCAACCCACUGAGGAGGUCAAGCUUUCUGUUGCUUUCUGUCCCCACUGGAAAUCCCAUUAAGUAAGGACUCUCAGACAAUAGUAACAAUAAAAAGUACUUAACUUGUUUUGAGCUUUGAGGCAAGAGAUGUGUUUGGCCGAGCAGUGCUGGAGUCUCCCCUGCCUGUCGCUCCCUCACUUGUGAAGGGUUCACCCCAGCCGUCUGGGUUUUCCUUCCUCUUCCAGGCCGCUGGCCUGCUCCUGGAGACCUGGUGGGCCUUUGCACCCUGGGCACGUGCCAGGGCUUGGUGUCAGAGGGCCGUGUGUGGCGAAGGGUCCUUUGCUGGUAUUAACAGGUCGGCAAGCUGUGGAGGGCGGUGGCCUCCUGACUGAGGUCACUGGAGCUUUCCUAUCCUGGAGCUCACAGCCUGACCUUCACCUCCAACUGGCGCCUUGAGGACCUCUUGGCUUCUCUGGGUCCCGCAAGUUUCUCCCUGAACGUUCUGCUCUUUUUCAAACCGAGGAAACCGCUUGUGGGAGCCUCAGCUUGGUGACAGAGAGAGGCCACUGUCUGGCUCUGAGGAAGGGUUCUAUGGGCCUGGACUUCUGGUUCUGCCCCCAGGAGAAGCUGGAGUGCGGCCAACAGCUAACCUUAUGGGCUGAGUCCCACAUGCUGGGGUCUGUCUUCCUGGCGGGUGACUCUGGUCUUUGCGGGCCCCUUGCUUCUCACUCCAGGUGCAGUGGCCAGACGCUGCAUUCAGCCUCCCGUUAGCAGCAAUGCCAACACAGUAGUGGCAGAUGCUGGCUGGUCUCUCUGGCUCAGGUGUCGAGCUCACCACUCUUGCCAUUGUCCCUUUCCAUCCUUCCCACUCUGCUCUGAGGCCACUGUGACCCAGCUUUGCAGGUGAGGAAAUCAAGACAGAUCAGAUGCCGGCCCAGGGUCCUACAGCUGCUGGUGGACUGAGCCAGGAUGAGAAUCUGAGUCUGGGUCCCACAUCCACACCCCACGUUCUCACAUGCCAGAUUUGGGGGGCUAGCUCCUUCCCCAGCGCUAGCUUUCAUCCUGAGACUGCAUCACCGGGCUUGGUGCGUUCCGAACGGUGGGGAAACAUUUGCGGGGCUUGGUUACAAGAGAAGGGGAUUGUUUUGUGUGCCCCCUCCUCCCCCCCCCAGCCCUCCCCUUUUAUUACCUUUACACUGGGUAAAAACUUGGUGACUGUGUCCUCGAAUGUUCCUGUAUGUAAUGUGAUUCUUUCUUAAGAUGUAACUUCCCCAGCAUUCUCCAGAUCGGGUGACCCUUUCCCAAAGGUGGCGGGAGUCUAUUGGGGUGGCGUGGGCUUUGGAUGGGUCAAGUGGGUGUGAUGGGUCGUGGGGAGGUGGGCAUCGAGUCGGAAGUUGUCAUACUGCCACAUUGUUUUUUGUACCUGGAAUAAAGCAUAUUUUGCACUUGUUACUGAACCAUUGUGCAGAUGAGAAAUCUGCCUGUGGGAUCUGUGCUUGGGUCAGAAUGCAAAUAAAACUCAUUUGUAAGAAA
This is a messenger RNA of Leopardus geoffroyi (Geoffroy's cat), 8473 nucleotides long. It is a transcript of the gene TFCP2L1, whose product is annotated as transcription factor CP2 like 1. The coding region runs from base 108 to 1577 and encodes 489 amino acids. Gene Ontology annotation, biological process: regulation of transcription by RNA polymerase II. Lineage: Eukaryota; Metazoa; Chordata; Mammalia; Carnivora; Felidae. Gene Ontology annotation, cellular component: nucleus. The record is from RefSeq and is a predicted model, not a curated record. Gene Ontology annotation, molecular function: RNA polymerase II cis-regulatory region sequence-specific DNA binding; DNA-binding transcription activator activity, RNA polymerase II-specific. The transcript is spliced from 16 exons.